CUUCGUCUUACUUCUGGUGUGCGGACUUGGUCAAGAUGUUUGCGCUCUCGAUCUACAAUGUCUUGAUCCUCGGUCUCUGGAUUUUGUUGUGCUGCCUCUUGAUUGCUAGGCUCUUCCGACCCCAAGGCAAAUAUCCAAAGCCUCCAGGGCCGCGUGGACUACCGAUUAUAGGAAACUUGUAUGAUAUUCCUACUGAACACGAACCGACAAUCUUCGGGGUCUGGCACAAUCUCUAUGGUGAUAUAUGCUCGGUAACCAUUUUCGGACGUACGACUAUCAUUCUCAAUUCACACAAGGCGGCUACCGAGAUGCUCUCAAAGAAGAGCCUCAACUACAGCGAUCGUCCAUAUUACACGAUGUGCGGAGACCUCGCAGGGUGGAAGUAUGCAAUAGUGCUGCUUCAAUACGCAGACAGGUUCAAGACAUACCGACGUAUGAUGCAUCAGGCUAGUCUUUUUUUUUGCCUCGUCAUUGGUAGCCGUUCCAAUGUGCUCCAGUUUAAGGGUCUUCUGGAGAGCGAGGCUGCGAAAGCGGUCCGCAGAUUGCUGGACGAGCCCGAUAACUACGUAGGAGUGUUGAGAAAAGCCGUCGGAUGCAGCGUUCUGCAGGUGACCUAUGGAUAUCAACCUAGGAACGAACACGACCCUCUCGUUAAGAUUGCAGAUGAGGCGACUUCACAGCUGGGAGUGCUUUUGGCGCCUGGAGGGUUUUUGGUAGACGUGCUUCCCUUCUUGAAGCACGUUCCUGAGUGGUUUCCGGGAGCCCGAUUUCAAACUUUCGCUCGCGAAUGCCGACAAACUGUUGACUCACUGGCCGAUAGCGCCUUUAGCUUCGUUCUUGGGCAAAUGGCGGCGGGAAAGUCAUCGCCUAACUUUGUCGCAAAUCUGCUGAACAGUGGCAACACAACCGCAGAGGACCGACACAGGAUUAAGUGGGCCGCAGAGAGCUUGUAUUCCGCCGGAGCCGACUCACCUGUAUCGGCCCUUUCGGUAUUCAUUCUCGCAAUGACCCUUUAUCCCGAAGCUCGUCGCAAAGCGCAGGCCGAGAUCGAUGCCGUCGUAGGUGACUCAAGACUUCCGACUAUGAACGAUCGAGACAGCUUGCCAUAUUGCAACGCUCUGGCAAAAGAGGUGAUCAGAUGGGGAACAACGUCGCCUCUUGGUGCUCCGCAUUGCGUCAGGGAGGACGACAUUCACGAUGGAUAUUUGAUUCCCAAAGGGUCUGUCGUCUUGGCGAACAUUUGGCAUUUUCUCCAUGACCCUGAGGUCUACAAGAAUCCAUGGAUGUUCAACCCUGACCGUCUGAUCCCAUCGCCGGGCAAGCCUGCGGAACAGGAUCCAUACGAGAUGUGCUUCGGAUACGGCAGGCGAUCAUGUCCAGGUACCCAUCUCGCGGAUGCGAUGAUGUUCCUGUUCUCCACAUCAAUCCUUUCCGUAUUCGAUAUCGAGAAGGCAAUUGAUGCAAACGGAAUGGAGAUCACACCUGAGUUUGCCUUCACGAGCGGAGCGUUGACCAAACCAAAGGAUUUCCCAUGUGUGAUCAGGCCAAGGUCUCACAAGGCUGAGGCCUUGAUCCGUUGUAUCGAGAUUUGAGGCGAAUGUCAGCAAAGUAUGUUAUUGAUAUUUGUAGAUAGUUCAUUGCGACGACUUGAGUGUACAUACUUUUUCGUGCUACGAGUGUUGUUGUACCAUCAUAGGCACUAGUAUGUGCUCGUACUCACCUCCUUCCAGUUGUAUCAGCGUUACCUACAACCUACACUUCUCCGUCCCCCUCUCGUCGUUCCGGGCCUCCAUGUCUGUAUAUUACUUUCCUACCUACGUCCGAUCGUCGUUGUGCAUUUCAACGCCCUCGACAGCUUUACGCCGAAUGUAUAACAAGUUGCGAACGCC
Molecule: messenger RNA, 1889 nt
Organism: Stereum hirsutum FP-91666 SS1
Lineage: Eukaryota; Fungi; Basidiomycota; Agaricomycetes; Russulales; Stereaceae
Product: cytochrome P450
Exons: 15
Coding region: 36-1592 (518 amino acids)
Molecular function (GO): heme binding; monooxygenase activity; oxidoreductase activity, acting on paired donors, with incorporation or reduction of molecular oxygen
Source: RefSeq, a predicted model, not a curated record